GUUAUCGCCUCGAAAUCAUCAGUCAACACACAAAUGCCUCCGCGCGUCCACCGGAGUGCACAACAGCUAUCGCCAAAACUGGAGAAGGCGCUGAAGGAAGUCCCAGUUUUGAUAGCUCGCAUGCUGGCCUCGCCCUCUGAGGCACCUAAGCAAGCCGCUGAACAGCUGUUGGCGUGGUUCCGGUAUCUGAUUGAUGUAUUGACGGGUGCGGAAGAUGUCGCCUGCGACUUGCAGGCAAUCCAGCUGCUCAACGCGCUGGGCGGCCACAAGGAUAGCUUCCUCGCCAGCAUGCUCCAGCUGCUCGCGACAGGCACCCGAAUGGCCGUGCUGGGGGAGGACGUGUGCUCCUACUGUGCGUGUCGCUGCCUGGACUUCCUAGUCCUCUGCUGGCACUUCGCAGCCAGCCCGCAGCCGCUGGCUGCUGCUGGCCGUGACGCGGUCCUGCGCUCCCUGCUCGCGGUGGUGCGCAUGGGCACCUUCCAGGCCCUGGCGCGGCAGGCGGCGGACGCCACGGCGGCGCUGCAGAGCCACGCGGCAGGCGGCAGUAGCAGCCUCGCGGACCGGGACCGCAUGCUGCGGCACGCGCGUGUGGGCAUCACGCUGGGCACCGACCUUCUGGACUGCUGCGUCGAAGUGCUGACAAAAAUACAGGAGGUCGCGCAGGGGGGCGGGCUGCCCGCCGCAGUGGCGGCUGGCACCCCCUCGCAGGCCAGUGGCAACGGCAGCGGUGGCGGCAACGGCGGUGACCGCGGUGGCGGCGGUGGUGGUGGCGGUGGCACCCAGCCCGCCCAGCUGCUUGGCCUAGCUGACUUCUACAGGCAGUACGCGCCGGAGCUGCUGGCGGCCCUGGUGGACAGCGGGGUGGUGGAGCAGCAGGCGCGGCUGCUGCUGGCGCUGGUGCCGACGCUGUCGCCGCCGGGCGGCUGCGCGGCAGCGGUGCUGCUGGAGCUGGCGCCGGUGCCGUCGGCUUACUUCAGGUUUGACGGCGCGCUCAUCAGGUUCAAGCUCGCCAUUCAGAGGCUGCGCUCGCUGCUGCCUGCGUUCGCUCAGCACGCGACCAUGGCGGCGCUGCUGCCUGGCGACGACACCGCCGCGGUCGUCGCCCGCAUGCGCCGCCACGUCACCCGCCUCCUCACCGGCCCCUGCUACCAGUACUGCAGCCUGUCGCUGGGGCUGGUGGCGCUGUGUGCCGCUGACGCCGGCCGCAGCUACGGCGCGCCGGCGGAGCUGCUGCGCGGCCUGGCGGAGUGCUUUGACCAGCAGGGCGCCAGCGGUGGCGGCGGCGGCGGCGGCGGCGGCAGCCCGGCAGGGCGCUCCGCUGCGCCGCCGGCUGCAGCGGCAGCAGGGACCGCAGCCGCACCCAGGUUGCUGGGUAUGACCGUGGGCAUCGACUUGAUGCUGCAAGCCGCCAUGUUGCCGCCGGGAGCGCAGGCGGUCGUUGCCGACGCCCGCUGCUUUCCGGAGGAGUCCGGGCAAGGCGCGGACGGCGGUAUGGCGGCCGCGGCCGCAGACAACAGGCCGCACACGCUGCCGCUGCGCGCGGCCCUGGACAUCGGCCUGCGGGCUGGCGCCUUGGCGGCGGCCUCGGCGGCGUAUCACGCAGCUACGCAGCACGACGGGCGAGGGCGCGGCGCGGCGCCGGCGGGUGCGCUUGCGUCGGCGUGGGCGUCCCUGUGUAGCGCCGGCAGGAGUGCGGGGCAGCAGCGACCGUCGCCGGCUGCUGCCCUGCCGCGUGCCCUGCUGCGGCCGCGGGAGCCGGUGCGCACGGGGGUGCAGGCGCUGCUGCUCGCGGGUGUGUGCUUGGAACCUGUGCACUCCAGUGGCGUGGACCUGGCAUUGGACGCGGCGGCCGCCUUGGCGGCCGCCAGGCAGUGGUGGCGGCAGCUGGCGCUGCUCCUCCGUCACGGGCUGGGAGGCGCGAGCCCGGACGAGAGCAGGGAGCUGCUGAGCCUGCUGGUGUCCGGCAUGGAGGCGGUGCACACGUCGCUGAUGAUAACGGGCGAGGCACCCAGUAGCCCUGGUGGCGGCAGCUGGCCGGCGCCCGCCGAGGACUGGGGUGGGAGCGCGCACGCGGCGGUGCAGACUUCUGCGCCGCCGGGCAGCAGCGGCGGGGCGGCGGGCGCGGCGGCUGAAGACGGGGGAGCAUCAGUGCAGCCGCCCCAGCAGGAGGCGCUGGGCAACGGGCGUUGCGGGCGGCUGUCGCCGCUGUGUGGCGGCUUGCGGGCGGAGCUGUCCGCGGGAGGCCUGCUGCCCUGCCUGCUGGAGAGCGCGUUCCGUCGCAUCGCACGCAAUGAGCUGCCGUACGGCGCAGACCGCGGCGACCUGGCAAAGCAGCUGACAGACUCGCUACUCAACCGCACGGGGCUCCUGGCGUGGCUGCUGGCGGCCGCGCCGGCGCGGGAGGCGGCAUCGCUGAUUGCGACGCUGGGCAAGGCCCUGCGGCAAGAGUUGAGCGCGUGCCCCCAAACCCGCUGCGCCAGCAGCCAUCCUGCAACCCAGCAGCUGCUCCUGCAGACGCUCGACAGCUGCCGCCUCGCGGCCCGGGUCCCUUCUGCCGUCACUGAGGAGGAGGCUGUCGGGCCCCGGCUCCCCAGGGACGACUGCCAGCAGGUCGUGGGGCAGCAGGCAAAAGGGCCGGAGCCGCUGGACGCGGCGCUGGGCCGGGGCGCUGCGGUGGCGGCAGCUGCCGGCGGCCCGCAGGGCGCGGGACAGGCGACUGCGCCGGAGCACGCAGCCGACUGCUGCAAGUGGUUGCGCCCAGCCCUGGUGUCGCCGGAGCACAAGUCCGCACUGCAGGCGCUGAUGGCGCAGCAGUGGCUGCCGGCCCUGGCCGAGCGGAGCCGCCACAAUGUGCGGUUGCUGGAGGCGCGGCGGCACACGAUAUUUGACCGCGUGAUGCGCGGCGUCAGUGCGUCGGCGGGCUGGAGCGAGUCGUGCUGCCUGGGCUGGAUGACCAUGCUGAUUGAGCAGUCGGGGGUCGUCAGCAGGCGGGGCGGCUGUGGAGGAGGCGGCGGCGCAGGCGCAGGCGCUUCCGGCGCUGCGGGCGGCCGUGGCAGCAGCAGUGGCAGUAGCAGCGGCAGCAGCAGUGGCAGUGGCAGUAGCAGUAGCAGCACUCCUGCUGGCGGUGAUGACGCGGAGGGGUGGGACCCCGAGGGGCGCCGCUUCGUUCUGAACGACCUGUGCGCGGCGCAGCAGCUGCAGUCGGGGCUGCGUGCCCACAACACCAUGCGCCACUUGCGAUUCCCCGACGCGCCGUCUGCCCGCGCGGCGCUGGCGCCGGUUGUCGCGGAGGCGUGUGUGGCCUACGCCGCGCUCGCUCCCGAGGAGUGGCGGUCGUGGGUGCUGGCGGAUGCCGAAGAGCCGUGGGUGAGCUACCUGGAAGCUGUGCGAAACGACAUCCACACGAUCUCGGCCUGGCCGUGUGGGGCCGGCGCGCAGUACCGGGCGCCCUUUAUGAAGCUGGUGGCUUGGGCCGAGGGCAUGUGCAGCGGCGACGAGGCGCGGCAGCGCAGGCAGGCCGCGGCCUGGGGUGGCCUUGUGGCCAAGGUGCGGGCGGCGGUGGCGGCGGUGGCGGCGGUGCGGGCGGCGGGGGCCGCUGGUGAGCCGGGCGGGCAGGCGGUGUCGUUGCCGCGGCUGUGCUGCAACCCGGCCUGUGCCGUGCUGGAGGGCGACUGCGAGGCGGAGCGGCCGCUGCUGAGCUGCGGCGGCUGCGGCGGCGCGGCUGUGUACUGCUGCAAGGACUGCCAGGUGGCGCACUGGCGGGCGGGGCACAGGGCGGCGUGCGGCCAGCAGCCGGAGCCCAGGGGCAGUGGCGGCGUGUAGAGGAGCGAAGUGUACGGCACUGUACGGUACAAAGUGUACGGUACUGAGGGUGCAUGGGUUCCUAACGAUGUAUGGGCUGAUU
Chlamydomonas reinhardtii is the source of this 3904-nucleotide messenger RNA. RefSeq lists its product as uncharacterized. The transcript has 3 exons. The coding region runs from base 121 to 3822 and encodes 1233 amino acids. NCBI's taxonomy places the organism in Eukaryota, Viridiplantae, Chlorophyta, Chlorophyceae, Chlamydomonadales, Chlamydomonadaceae. The record is from RefSeq and is a predicted model, not a curated record.